Molecule: messenger RNA, 2055 nt
Organism: Sinocyclocheilus grahami
Lineage: Eukaryota; Metazoa; Chordata; Actinopteri; Cypriniformes; Cyprinidae
Product: E3 ubiquitin-protein ligase TRIM62
Exons: 5
Coding region: 6-1064 (352 amino acids)
Molecular function (GO): protein binding
Source: RefSeq, a predicted model, not a curated record
GGGAGAUGAAGGAGCAGCUGGCGACUCUACAGGACAGUGAGAAGGGUCAUACGGAGGCUUUGCAGCUACUGCAGAGACAGCUCACCGAAACCAAGUCAUCAGCGAAGAGCCUUCGUGCUACAAUCGGCGAAGCGUUCGAGCGACUUCACCGCUUCCUGCGGGAACGACAGAAGAGCAUGCUGGAGGAGCUGGAGGCGGAUACGGCGCGCACGCUGUCUGAUAUCGAACACAAGAUCCAGCGCUACAGCCAACAGCUCCGUGAUGUCAAGGAGGGGAUCCAGAUCCUUCAGGAGCGACUCAGUGAGACCAGCCGUCACGAGUUCUUGGAAGGAAUAGCCCUGACGUCAGACAGGGAGCAAGUGAUUCGUGGAGGGUAUUGCUGGUGGAAGCUACCAAGAAUAAAGGGAAAGAUCCACGAAACCAACCUCACCUAUGAAGACUUCCCAACAUCCAAAUACAUGGGGCCACUACAGUAUACAAUCUGGAAGUCUCUUUUUCUGGAUAUAUCGCCAGUGCCUGCUGCUUUAACCAUGGACCCCAUCACUGCUCACCAGCGGCUCAUAUUAUCAGACGACUGCACCAUCGUUGCGUACGGGAACCUGCAUCCACAGCCCCUGCAGGAUUCACCGCGCCGUUUCGACGUUGAGGUGUCAGUGCUGGGAGCCGAGGGCUUCUCGGCGGGCGUCCACUACUGGGAGGUGAUGGUGUCCGAGAAAACCCAGUGGAUGAUCGGCGUGGCCAACGAGACGGUCAACCGUAAGGGCAGCAUUCAGAUCCAGCCCAGCCGAGGCUUCUACUGCAUUGUCAUGCACGAUGGUAACCAAUACAGCGCUUGCACCGAGCCCUGGACGCGCCUCAACGUAAAGAGCAAACUCGAGAAAGUGGGCGUCUACUUGGACUACCCCAAAGGUUUGCUGGUUUUCUACAAUGCUGACGACAUGUCCUGGCUCUACACCUACCGAGAGAAGUUUCUAGCUAAACUUUAUCCAUACUUCAGCCCCGGUCAAAGUCAUGCCAACGGAAAAAACGUGCAGCCCUUGCGAAUUAACACCGUGCGUUUAUAGGAGCCGAGUCAGCAGAGAAGUUGAAGAAGAAACUGAAAUCUAGGUUAUAUAAUAACGUUUCUUUCAGCUUACCUUAGGGCGCUCGGUGGGUCGCCGACACGUUACUCAAUGAAGCGAUCGGACUGAUGGAUUAUGACGUAAGGCUCUGUAGAUGCCUGGAGUUGGUAAAUAAAAUGGAGAGCCUUGCACUUUUCUGAGAGCUGCCGGUGGGCGUUUUGUACAUUUUAUUGUCGCCGGUCAUUUGUAAUCUUGCCGUGGCCGGCCUGCUUGCCCAAGAUUUCCCAGCUGCUUGUACACAACACCCCAACUUCUGUCCCUUCAGCCCCUGCAGGGUCCAAACGCUCCUUUCAUGGCUCAAGCCUGGGGAAAAAAGCUUAUCUGUUGUGCAGACAGAAAUAAAAAUGUGUUGCCUGUUUCAUUUUGUGCAAUUGGUUUUGGUGUGUUUGUGGAGACACUGAACUAGUGCUGUACAAACUUUUUGCUUUCUUUCGAACUGCGUGAUCGGUGAGUGGAAUAUUGUGUCCCUCAGGUCAUGCUGACGGAGUUUGACUGCAGUAAUCAGGCCCCCAGGUGCCCUGUAUGCGUGAAUGAUCGUGUUCGUGUUUUAUCCCCUUCUAGUCGAGAUUCAGGACUCGAACACCGCUAACGCAUCUGCUGCUAUUAUGAAAAAGGGGCCAUGACUUUGCGCAUUUGUACAUAUCGCAGAACAGGUGAUAGCCUUAGCUUUGGUGAAAAGUGCAUCCCCCGCGCCUUCCUUUUCCCUUUAGCUCGAUAUUGCUUUUAUUUAUUCAUCUUGUGCUUACUUUCUAGAACAUUCCAGUGUUUAGGGUCCCGGGACGUCUCGUUAAGAGGGUUCAAGUGUUAAAGAGGACGCUGGGUCAUCUUUCUGCUUUAACGCAUCUAAUCAGGUUAUAAGAUGGUGAAAGACAUUUCCGUUUCUGAGAGAAUACAUCCAUUGCUCUUUAGAAAAGUGUUGAAAUAGCUGUAUUUU